CGCGCCUGGCUCGUCAUUGCCAUGGUAACCACAUGUUUCUCUGUCUUCAACCCGUGACCAGUCGGUGCAUUUUGUUGCGUUAUUGAGUUUAAGGUAAUUAUAUGGAUCACAUCGCAGUUUGGAAACAGCAACGCUUCAGUCAAGAAAAAAAAUCCAGUGAAGAUCAGCAAUGCCAGUCUCUCCAGAGCAGCAGGCAGAAGAAGCCAAAACAUCAACCAGUCCUGGAAACCCAGUUUUCACCUGCGUGAUAACUCCACAAGCAAAAGGUCUGAUGUCUGCAGCGGGAACAAAGCUCGAAAGCAUCAUGUAUAAGACCACAUCUGCCGACUAUGGUCGCCUCCCUCCAACCUUUGAAAGCUCUCCGUGCACUUUCCACCCCAAAUCACAAAGAUUCACCGAAGAGCUGAGGAAGACCGGGAUGUAUCGGAACUACUCCUUUAAUACAUCCUUGGACCGUAGCAGGGUGUGUGACUAACUGCUUUGCAGCACAUGACUUUUAAAAAAACCCGAAAAAGCAUACAUCUCAAAUGUAACGACUGCAGUAUUCAAUAUGUGCACAUGUAUGAAAUUAAACUAUAUUGUUUAGCAUG
Messenger RNA from Oreochromis niloticus (Nile tilapia), 590 nucleotides. RefSeq names its product piercer of microtubule wall 2 (gene pierce2). The record is from RefSeq and is a predicted model, not a curated record. Bases 170 to 475 code for a protein of 101 amino acids. NCBI's taxonomy places the organism in Eukaryota, Metazoa, Chordata, Actinopteri, Cichliformes, Cichlidae. The transcript is spliced from 2 exons. Gene Ontology annotation, cellular component: axonemal microtubule. Gene Ontology annotation, biological process: axoneme assembly.